Messenger RNA from Trematomus bernacchii (emerald rockcod), 811 nucleotides. It is a transcript of the gene mrps16, whose product is annotated as mitochondrial ribosomal protein S16. The transcript is spliced from 4 exons. Gene Ontology annotation, biological process: mitochondrial translation. The record is from RefSeq and is a predicted model, not a curated record. Gene Ontology annotation, molecular function: structural constituent of ribosome. Gene Ontology annotation, cellular component: ribosome; mitochondrial small ribosomal subunit. The coding region runs from base 146 to 556 and encodes 136 amino acids. NCBI's taxonomy places the organism in Eukaryota, Metazoa, Chordata, Actinopteri, Perciformes, Nototheniidae.
AUGGCGGCCCCCUGACAAAUGUCACACUGCUCUUCUGCUGCUGAGUUAUUAACGUUGAUCUAGCGAUUUAAAAAAAGGGACCGACAUCUAGGAACAUUGUGCUUUACGACGUUCAACAUCCGUUGAGGAUAAUCCAGCCAACACAAUGGUUCAUUUAUCAUCGCUCCUGCUGAAGAAUUACCAUGGGGGUUACGUUGUCCUCCGAUUUGCUCUUGCAGGCCACAAACAAGCUAACAGACCCUUUUACCGCAUUGUGGCAGCUUACAACAAAAGGGCAAGAGAUGGUAAAUAUUUGGAGCAGCUUGGUUCCUACGACCCUCUCCCAAACAUCUACAACGAGAAACUCGUCAGCCUCAACUUCGACCGCAUCAAGUACUGGAUCGGCUGUGGAGCACACACUACAAAGCCAGUUGCCAAACUUCUAGGGUUGGCAGGAUUUUUCCCUCUGCACCCGAUGACCAUAACAGACGCCGAGCGCCAAAGAGCCCAAACCGAAUUGACAGCAACAGGAACAGAGGAUGGUCUGCGGGAGGGACGGGAAGAGGCAGAAGUGUGAUAUUUGAAGCUUGGGACUGAAAAGAGAGAACUGAUCUAUUUGUUUCCUUACUUUUUGGGUGGGCUGCUCAUGUUAACGUCAUUUAGAAAAUGUUGUAUUUAUAGUUGUUUUGAUGGAAGCUUUGAAAAAUUCAGAUUCAAACUGAUUCUGGAUCAAAUUAAAUAGCUAUGGAUGAUGUUAAUGAAUGGAAUGCUACAACAGACAGUUUGUGAAUGUUCUGUUUAUUUGACUUCAAUAAAGUAUUUCAAAAUUUUG